This is a messenger RNA of Pseudogymnoascus verrucosus, 1722 nucleotides long. RefSeq lists its product as uncharacterized. Gene Ontology annotation, molecular function: N,N-dimethylaniline monooxygenase activity; NADP binding; flavin adenine dinucleotide binding. NCBI's taxonomy places the organism in Eukaryota, Fungi, Ascomycota, Leotiomycetes, Thelebolales, Thelebolaceae. The transcript is spliced from 3 exons. The record is from RefSeq and is a predicted model, not a curated record. Bases 1 to 1722 code for a protein of 573 amino acids.
AUGGCAACAAGGAGGUCUCACACCAAUACGCCAGUUCUCAUCAUUGGAUCUGGCAUAUCAGGAAUAUGCACUGCCAUUGAUCUGAUUCGGCGUAACAAAUCCCAUGAUUUUAUUAUCGUUGAGAAGGGUAGUCAAGUUGGUGGAACGUGGAACGACAACAAGUAUCCAGGAUGCUGUUGUGACAGUAUGGUCCCUUUCCUUUACCUUCUCUACAAAGCUGUCUUUUACUUGGACCCCUUGGUCUGGAGCCACCUCUACUCCUUUUCUUUCGACCCAAAUCCGGACUGGAGUCGUGAAUAUGCUGGUCAAGAAGAGAUUCUUCACUACUUGGUCAAUGUCGCUCAAAAAUGGGGGCUUUUCCAGAAAAUCAGGUUUAAUACUGCCGUCUCUGAAGCGCGUUGGGAUGAUGCAGAAGGCCUCUGGAAGACACAAGUACAAGUCACUGGCGACAAAGAAGCAGAGUUCGGAAAGGAGUAUACAAUUAACUCACAAUACCUCGUCUCUGCAGUAGGGCAGCUAAACGUGCCAUCAUACCCGGAGCUGCCAAAUCUCGACUCCUUCAAAGGGAAGGUCAUGCACUCUGCGCGAUGGGAUUGGAGCUAUCCAAUGGAUGGCAAAAAGAUCGCAGUUAUUGGAAACGGGGCGACUGCAGCACAAAUUAUCCCAGAAUUGGCAAAGAUCUGUAAUACGUUAACUGUCUUUCAGCGGACGGCAAAUUGGGUGGUUCCAAAGUUCAACACCGAGAUUAGCGAAAUAAGGAGGAAAGCAUACCGUUACAUACCUGGCGUUCGGAAGGCCCAUCGAGCAAAAUUGAUGGAUAUACGAGAGACUAUUUAUCAAGCCAGUGUCGUUGAAAACUCAGAUGCCAAGGCCGAGUUAAAAAAGAUGUGCUUGGCAUUGCUAGAGGAGCAUUUACCGGACAAUGCAGAAUUGCAGGAGAAGCUUAUCCCAAGCUACCCUCCUGGAUGCAAGAGGAUCAUCAUGUCUGACGACUUCUUGUCAACUCUAACCCAGCCACAGGUCACUCUCGAGACACAUGGUAUCAAACACGUCACACCAUCCGGAAUAGUUGUCGAGGGCAAUACCGAACACCCUGUCGAUGUAAUCGUUUUCGCUACAGGCUUUCGCACACUGGAGUUCAUGUACCCAAUCAAGAUCUAUGGCAAAUUCGGCCGCUCUCUCGCCAACAUUUGGCAAAGUGGUACGCGAGCGUACCUGGGAAUGACUGUCGAGUCACUACCAAAUUUUGCAAUGCUGUACGGUCCGAACACUAAUCUGGGACACAACUCUGUCAUUCUGAUGGUAGAAGCUCAGUCGCGGUACAUUAGCGCCAUGAUAUCUACAGUAUUGAAAGCCUCUAUACGCGGUGAGAAGUUGGAGAUCAUGGUAAAGGCGGAAGCAAUGGCGUACUACAACAAGGAUAUCCAGGAGCGCCUCAAACUCACCAGCUUUGCGAAUCCGGCUUGUCACAGUUGGUACAAGGCUGCCGACGGCACCGUCACCAACAACUGGUGCGGUACGGUGGUUGAGUAUCAGCAGAGGGCGUCGAACAUUGACUGGUCAGCCUACGAUAUGACGGGCAGAGGUGCCGGGAUGGCCAACAAGGAGAAGAAGUUGCAUAUUGGCCGGGUCGUGGAGGAGUCGCAAUACGCGAAAUUGGCAUUUUGGGCGGCCCCUGCAAUCUUUGCGGCAUGCAUGAUAAAAGGUUUUGUGACAAGCUAA